CUACUAUUAAGAAAACACCAGGAUAAACACCGGGUUAAUGUGCUAGCCGUAGCCUGUUAGCGGCGGCUGUCAGGCGGCGGGGACACGGACCAGUCUCUCCGCUGAUGUUGGUCCGGGUUCAGCUGCAGCUAGCUUGGUGGGUUAGCAGGAUAGCUAUCGUUGACUGCUCUUUGUGGAGUCAACACAACACAGACAGACAACGGUAGCUGCCUUCCCGCGGCCGCCUGGCAGUCCUCCAUGGGAUCCACGAGGUGGGUUGAAAAGAUGCGGUGACAUUACUGGGGUGAGCGGCUCUUAAGCUGGUUGGAAGCUGAUGGAGAGGAGACUGUGUUCCUCCUCCUCUCUCACUCACACAGCUGGGAUCUUGGACGAGGAGCCGUUGAAAAUGAGAUGCUGAACUGGACAGAAACUUGAUUCUCAUCAACUGGAAGCACUGGGAUAAGUUUAAUGGUUUGUGUGCGUUGCCCAUUUGUGAGAUAACCAGCUUUGUUUUUUGAUGGUUGUUUCUAAACAGCUGACAUUAGUCUGGAUUUUUACCAUACAGGAUUGUAAAUAUUUAUCACAAUACUCCAAUCUGUUGCCUUGAAGCAUCUGAUGCACGGAAGCAUCAUCAGCGAAGCAAACGCAUCAAAAUGACUUGAAUGAGUGCCUUUUGUUGUGUACACAUCCCAUCUGGGUGCAUAUGUCCCCAAUUCAGCAACCUCAUUUAUGCUUUUGCAGAAGUUUUCACUGAUCACCUUUAAUCCAAACUGUUAACUAAAGAGACAGCUAAGUGAAGGUGCAAGUACUAUGCACCUUUGUUGCUGUCUCGCAUCCGACACCGAACCAGUAACCUUAGUGGAGGAGAGGCGCUCAUAAACGGUACCGACCUCCACCAAGAGAACCCCAAAAUCCCUCUGGUACUAUUUUCAUACACGGGGGUGUACAGAGCUGCAGGGAUGUUUGCUUCCGUGGAGCAUGGCCCGGUCCUCUGCAGCGACUCCAACAUCCUUUGCCUGUCCUGGAAGGGCCGAGUUCCCAAGAGUGAGAAAGAAAAGCCAGUGUGCAGGAAGCGUUACUACGAGGAAGGCUGGCUUGCCACCGGGAAUGGCCGAGGAGUCGUCGGGGUCACGUUCACAUCCAGCCACUGUAGAAGGGACCGUCCCACUCCACAGAGAGUGAACUUCAACCUCAGAGGACACAACAGUGAGGUGGUGUUGGUGCGGUGGAAUGAGCCCUUUCAGAAACUGGCCACCUGUGACACAGAUGGAGGGAUCUUUGUUUGGAUCCAGUAUGAGGGACGCUGGUCUGUGGAGCUGGUCAAUGACCGAGGAGCUCAGGUGAGUGACUUCACCUGGUCCCACGAUGGCACCCAGGCUCUCAUCUCCUACCGGGACGGCUUUGUCCUGGUGGGAUCAGUCAGUGGGCAGAGACACUGGUCCUCAGAGAUCAACCUGGAAAGCCAGAUAACAUGUGGGAUCUGGACACCAGAUGACCAACAGGUGCUGUUUGGUACGGCAGACGGACAGGUGAUAGUGAUGGACUGCCACGGACGCAUGCUGGCCCACAUACUGCUACAUGAGUCGGAUGGCAUCGUCAGCAUGUCCUGGAACUACCCCAGUUUUCUGGUCGAGGACAGCAGCGAGAGCGACACAGACUCUGACGACUACUCCCCACCACAAGUGCACAGCCAGAAGCCACUGUUGACAGUCAGCUUCACCUCUGGUGACAUCAGCCUGAUGAGCAACUACGAUGACCUCUCUCCCACCCUCAUCCACACCAAUCUCAAAGAUGUGGUGGUUCAGUGGUGCUCACAGGGAGACCUUCUUGCAGUGGCAGGGAUGGAGAGGACUGUCCCCUCCCCUGACCCUUCGUGUCCUCCCCCCACCAGGAAUGCCAUUGUCAAGUUCUUUAAUGUUCAGGGUGAACAUAUCUACACACUGGACACACCAGCACAGCGCCCGAUCACGACGCUGUGCUGGGGUCACCGGGACUCCCGUCUGUUCUUGGCAUGUGGCCCAGCACUUUACGUCGUGCGAGUGGACCACCGUGUUGCCAGCCUGCAGCUCCUUUGCCAGCAGGGCAUCGCUACAGCGGUGAAGGAGGAAAAAGACGUUGCCAAGCUCACCAUGCCUUCCCGCCUCUGUUCUUACGUCACCGCUGCUUUCAUCCCCACCAUCAAGCCCCCAAUCCCAGAUCCCAACAACAUGCGCGAUUUUGUGAGCUAUCCAACAGCUGGGAACGAGCGUCUGCACUGUACCAUGAAACGUACGGAGGAUAACCCUGAGGUGGGGGGGCCCUGCUACACUCUGUACCUGGAGUACCUAGGAGGUCUGGUGCCUAUCCUCAAGGGCAGAAGAAUUAGUAAACUGCGUCCUGAGUUUGUCAUAAUGGAUCCCAAGUCUGAUGGGAAAACAGACGAGAUCUACGGCAACAGCCUGAUAUCUGCCAUGAUCGACAGCUGCAACUGCUCAGACUCCAGUGACAUCGAGUUGAGUGAUGACUGGGUUGGCAAGAAAUCUCCAAAGAUAUCCAGGGGCAGCAAAUCCCCCAAAUUGCCCAGAGACUUAGUUUGUCCCUUUACCAACAGGAUCAACAUUGAUCCCAGAAAAUCGCCCAAACUAUCCCGUGCUACACAGGAGAUCUCCAGGUCACCGCGGUUACCCAUACGGAAACCCUCAAUUGGUUCACCCAGUCUAACACGGAGGGAAUUCCCUCUAGAUGACAUCACUCAGCAAAAUUACCUCGCUCAGGUCACAUCCAAUAUUUGGGGAACGAAGUUCAAGAUCGUAGGGCUGGCUGCAUUUUUGCCAACCAAUCUGGGUGCAGUCAUUUAUAAGACCAGCCUUCUCCAUCUGCAGCCUAGACAAAUGACCAUAUACCUACCAGAGGUGCGCAAGAUCUCCAUGGACUACAUAAAUCUACCUGUCUUCAGCCCCAAUGUUUUCAGUGAGGAUGAGGAUGACCUGCCUGUCACGGGCCCUGCUGGUGGUGCUGAUGACAACCCUCCCUGCACUGUUAACAUCCCAAUUGCUCCCAUUCACAGUCCUGCUCAAGCCAUGUCCCCCGCUCAAAGCAUUGGUCUUGUCCAGUCAUUGUUAGCCAAUCAAAACGUUCAUCUCGAUGUCCUAACAAAUCCCUCUGCAACCCCUGCUGGUGCAGCUGCUGGUGGGUCGGACCAAAGUCAGGACACCAUCCUGACAGCCCAGUACUCGGUUCCCACAAGAUACUCUAGUCCUGGUCAGGUCAUCUUUGGGGGCUUGGAAAUGAGUCGCCUAAUGGUGGGACCUCCACCCUCUCAUCAUCUGUCACAACAACAGCCAACUCAUCAUCAACAGCAGCAGCAGCAGCAACAGCAACAACAACUUCAGCAUCAUCAUCAACAGCAGCAGCAGCAGCAUCAUCAACAGCAGCUUCAGCAGCAGCAGCAACUUCAACAGCAGCAGCAACUGCAACAGCAGCAGCAACAACAACAACUUCAGCAUCAUCAACAGCAGCUUCAGCAGCAGCAGCAACAGCACCUACAACAACAACAGCUUCAGCAGCAACAGCAACUACAACAGCAGCAACAGCAACUACAGCAGCAACAGCAACUACAACAACAGCAGCAACAUCAACUACAACAGCAGCAGCAGCAGAUGCUCCAGCACCAACACUUACAACAGCACAUUCAGCAGCUUCAACACAUGCAGCACCAUCAACAUCAACAGCAGCUUCAGCAGCACAUACAGCAACAGCAGCAACAACAGCAACAACAACAAAUUCAACAGCAACUGCAGCAACAACUACAAAUGCACCAUCACCAACAAUCGCAGCAGCAGCAACAUCAGAUGCAGCAGCAGCAGAUUCAACAUCAACUUCAGCAACAGCUUCAUAUUCAAAUCCCUGUUCCCUCUAUGUCACCAGGACAGCCUUCUGGUGCAACUGUACACCAGCUCCAGACGGGGGCACUGCAGAUCCAGAUCCCCCCUCCACCUGCUGAUUUAGUGGUUGAGAGAGCAGUGGGUGGUGAACAUGAGCACCUACUGAAAGUCAAAACCAUUCGGCCAACUCCACAGUUGGCCGAGGGUGAUACGGUGGUGUUCAGUGCACCUUUGGAACUCAGCAAGAUGAACCCUCCACCCCCUUAUCCUGGGACUGUAGCUGCUGCUGUGGCUGCCGCAGCAGCCGCAGCAGCCGCAGCAGCUGCUGCUGCCUCAGCAUCUGCUUCCUCUGCAGCUGCCAAUGCUACAUCUGGAACAGGAGGAGGCUCCAAUGGGACUCCUCCUCCUGGUGACCUUUGUCUGAAGAAGGGAGAGUUUCCACUGUAUCCUUCAGGUCAACAACAAGCACAGUACCCCACACCACUAGGCUAUGAAAGGAUAACGACAUUUGACAGCAGUGGGAAUGUGGAGGAAGUUUGUCGUCCUCGAACACGCCUUGUCUGCAAUCAGAAUGUGUACUCACUCCAGGGACCUGGCAGCUCUGCCACUCUCAGGGUCACCUCUUCAUCCUCCUCUUCAUCUGAUAAGAAGAUCCAGCUGCCCUACACCUCUGCCACUCUCAACAGACUUAAUGCACCACGCUACUCCAUACCCAGUGGAGAUCCUCCUCCAUACCCCGACACAGCCAACCAGAACAGUGCUGCUGGCAGGAGCCCUGGACAGAGGCUUGACAGCAGUCUGAUCCAUGCCACUCUCAGGAGGAACAGCCGAGAGGCUGCUCUCAAGGUUUCCCAGAUGCUGGAACCACCUAGACCACUGCCUCCUAAGGCCAAAAAUAGUGCACUGGCAGCCUCUUUCCAGCAGAGAGUUCCAACAGCCUUAUACACAUGCAGUCAGUGUAGCAGUGGAUCCAGUAUUGGUGGUACUGCUCCAGGGAGUGCUAAUGGAAUUGCUGGAGGAACUAUCAUCAGACAAGAUUUCCCUCCCAGGAGUGGGGCACCACACAGCACAGUUAUAGUUCACUCCAACAGCACUACUCCUCUGGCCUCCCAGUCCUCUUACAACCUGCUGAGCUCUCUCGAAGGACCUGGGACUGCAGUAGGAGGAGGCAGUAACAGAGAUAGGACAGAUUACAUAAAUUCUGCCUUUACUGAGGAUGAAACACUGAAUCAGACACUGAGGCAUUUGGCUUUAGGAGGAAAUGAUGCAUCAGGGUUGGUUGUAAAACGCCCACCUCCCUAUCAGUGGGACCCAGCUGCCACAGAGGAAGUGUGGAUUCCUCAGGAACGGACAGCAACGCUGAAUCCCUCUGGCCCCGCUGGACCCCAUAAACCACCCCCACUUAUCCUUAGCCCUACCCAGCACUUGGAUGUGGCCAGACUGCCUUUUGUCCUUUCUCCAAAGUCCCCCACCAGCCCCAGUGCUGCAUCAUUUCAAGCUGCAGCAGCAGCUGCAGGCUACCAAAUCUCUCUCCAGUACCCUCCAGUCACUGCCUAUUCAGGAGCUCAGCUCCAACCCAUCCCAGGUUCACCACGUCCCUGCUCCUCCCCGAAGGAGAUGGUGGCACCUGUGUCCUUCUCACAGCAGGAUGCAACCCUUGUCUUACCGCCAGGUUAUCCUGCUAAUCUUGCAAACCUGGCCUGCUGCCCCCUCCCGCCUAUGUAUCCUGGAGGAAGUGCUUGUUCCGGGCUUCCCAUUCCUCCGAUUGCUCUUCAAACUCCUUGGGGUACCUAUAACUCUUGCCCCCCUAUGCCCAGUCCUGCAGUGCCACUUCCACCAAAAGCUUCCCACAUGACCGUAGACAAAAUUGCUCUCUCUCCUCCUCCCCCACCACCUCCUCCUCCACCACCACCCCCUCCACCACCACCACAACCACCAGCAGAGCUGCAGAGCCAUGGAGGGUUACAAGAGGCCAUGGCAGAGGCUGGGGAAGCUUUUCAGGAAGUGCUCUCCUUGACUGAAAGUCCUGUGCCACAGCGGUCUGAGAAGUACAGCAAGAAGAACCGCAAACGGGGGGAUGGUCGAGCUGACGAGGCAAACGUACCACCGCUGGCUGAGGGGGGCAAGCCGAAGAAGGAGGGCAGAGCACUGGGUGAUUUUAACUCACUCAUCUCCAGUCCACGGCUGGGAGGAAGGGACAAGAAGAAGCUGAAGGGACAGAAAGAGCAGCAGCUGAAAACUAAGAAGUUGAGUAAGGCCACUGCCAACAGUGAGUUCCAAGACAGUUCAGAAAGUGAGCCAGAGCUGUUCAUCAGCGGGGAUGAGCUGCUCAAUCAGUGCCAGAGCAGUAAGAAGGGCUGGAAGAGUAAGAGGAACCUCAGAGCUGCCUGUGAACUGGAUGAGAUCAAAUGUCGAAAAGCCAAUGAGAAGGAGGAUAAAGGGCUGGGCAGCCAGGGGUUUGUGUAUGUCAUGGCCAACAAGCAGCCACUGUGGAAUGAAGCCACGCAGGUCUACCAGCUGGACUUUGGUGGACGCGUCACACAGGAGUCUGCCAAAAACUUUCAGAUUGAACUGGAAGGUCGACAGGUGAUGCAGUUUGGCAGGAUCGAUGGCAACGCUUACAUCCUGGACUUCCAAUAUCCCUUCUCUGCUGUUCAGGCCUUUGCUGUGGCUUUAGCCAAUGUCACCCAACGCCUCAAAUGAGAUGUCCCACCCCUACAUACCCUUUUUGAAUGCAAUCUGUUGAAGGGGCACAGUUGUUGUUUCAUUUGAGAUUAAUCUCUGAUCUUUGAUUCUGGAGAGAGGCGAGAAAUCUGCCCUGGUCAAAGAGAGAGAUACAAUCAUGCUGCACUACACAAUGCUGCCACUAGAGUUGGUGCAAUAAGCAGUGGCUGCAUUUGCCAAGGAUGCCCUCGGAUUUUCUCUGUUUGGAAAUCCCAGGCACCUUGCAAUGCAUGUAGAGCCAAAGAGUCGAACUUUGGUUAUCAUGCAAAUAAAGCUGCUUUAGCUAGAAGAAGCUUAGAGACGAGAGAACAGAUCGGGCGAUUGAGAGAGGGAAAUUGUUACGUGCAGUUUUUAAAAGGGGCAGCAGUAAUACUUGAAAACCACUCUGGAGAUCAAAGAUGUUUUUUUUGUGUUUUUUCCCCCAGAGCACACAGGUACUACUGGGCACUGAAAUCCAUUGCUGUACAAACCUUCAGUGAAACAGUUACCACUUUUAUUAUAUUGCUUUUGCUUUGAGGAUGUUCAUAUUGACUAAACAUGGUGGAGGGCAGGAGGGACUUCCUGUUUUUGCUCUCGGCCAUUCCUUUUGCUCAGUCUAUCUUGGCUGGUAUUGAGGCUUAGAUAUAUGCAUCAUGUAGGAGCACUACUAAGAGUUCACACUUCUCACUGUUGUGAAGAGUGUGUCACUGUCGAGGAGUAAAUGUGUCCGUGGAGAACUGCAGUUUUUUGUUGUUUUUUUUUUGUUUCCUGGGACUUUGAAGGAAGAAGAAAUGUUUCUCUGUUACAUGGAUUAAUUUAUAUGUAUAUUUUGUUGUUUAUCUAUUCAGAUAUGAUUUUGAACAUUCUUUGUUUGUGAUACACAAUCCUCAUAUCCUUUCAACAUGGACUUCAACUUACUUGCUUUAUUUGGGAGACUGAAUAUGAAUAUUGCUCUGGAGUUUUGAGGUGGGAGCGUUGUACAGAAUAGCUUUGACUGACAUGCUGUGCUUAGUAAAAGAGAGUAUCUGUGCGGUGACAUGGUCGCAAAAUGAGUCGCCGGAUUGGAUAACUCAACGAACUCAAUGAAGUAGUGUGUCACCGGGUGUCACUUCUGUGAAGUGAGUAUGGAGUUGGGAAGGACUGUCCCUGCUCUAAAAGACCACACUGAACAUGUAAGCAUUAAGCAAGGUACAGGAAAUAUUUUUGUAUAUUUCACCUAUGCCAUUUCAUACUCUUUACAGAAGUUAUGUAAAUACAUAUCAGCCAUGUGUAAAUGUUGUAGAGGCUGCGGUGGCUCUGACAGAUGUCUGUUUACAGCCAUCUCUGCUGUGUUCUAAGUGUAUGUUCAGGUGUGUGGUCGGAGGGGCGAAGCUGUUAGUACUGUUUUUAACUCGACAGCUACAACCACAGACGGCGUUAAGCUGAAACCAUUGUCACUGAAUCUUUGAAGUCAAAACUCCAAUGAAGGAUGAAGCUAUUGAAAUCUGUUCAUAUAGAAAGCUGACACUGAAAUCUGAAAAGCUGGUUAAUUGUUAUGUUUUCUUUCUUUAAGGCGGUCAUGCUCAUUUUUGUUUCUAUUAGCCAGUUGACAGGUGUGUGGGCAAAUUUGCAUAUAACUGCAAUGGGCUUUAUUUGUUCAAGAUGGAAGUCAAAGUCAGAAAAUGGAGUGGUAAGAUUUAGGCUUAAUAACUUUAGGUCUAUGUGAUAAGACCAACCUCAUAUUUGUGCCAAAAUAUUCAUUUUCUAAAAUUCAGAGUUGGAUAAAAUGGGGGCACUUUGACUCAAUGUGUCCUAUAAAAGAAACUUAAUUUGGACCAGCUCUGCUUUGCUCUCUGAAUUUAUGAGAUAUUAGAUAUUUUAGUGUGAUCUGUCCAUAUCAAAACAAGAUGCAUGUUUGUCAGACGAGGGUUGUAAAAAUAGAUAAGAAUUUCUACUGAUCCUUAAAAAACAACGACAUGAGCAUGGCAUAAAGGCAAAUCCACCCUUUUGUGUUAGUUGUGCAAUAUUUUCUUUGAGGGGGGAAAAAAAAAUCUUUGUCAUCUUUUUUGACCUUAAUUUGAUAGCUUUUUUUCUCUUCUCAGCAUCUCAGUUGCUGGUCUCUCUUUAUAUUUUAUUUAUGAGAUUAUUUCCUAAAGGAGAUAUAGUAUCUAUUCAAACUGUAUAUUGUGGAGUUUUCUUUGUGUUGCUAAGUUUGUUUCAAAUGAAGCCCAGUUUGUGAGAUUGGAUCGGGGGUGGGGGGGUCGGGGAGUUGGGAUGGGUCAGAUUAUUCUGUGUUUUGUGACGUUUGCAUUUGGAUGAAAAAAAAAAAGAUGUGAAUGAGAAAGUGCUCAGUUUAGUGUAGCUGGUAGACUAGUCGUGUAGAGUGUAACUGUCAAGUCAAGGUGUGUCUGUAUUCAACUGUGCAGUCUACGAUCCCUUCAGUGUUGAACCUCUCUUCAAAUGUGUGUAUGUUGUCAUGGCUUCUUAUACAUACACACAUCGUUCACAUAGGUUCACAAGUGUAAACCACUGAGUUCAUGUUCAGAAUGGACUCGGAUUAAGGAUUCACUUUCACACAAGUGAUUUUAUGACAUGACCUGUUGUAGAUAUUGUAGGAUUUGGCUCCUCUUUAGAAAAGAUACGUGCUUUGUACUUGUAGAUGUAAAUGAAAAAAACACUUAAAAAAACAAACAAACAAAAAACCUGAGUCUGGUUUGGUGACUGAAUGUUUAUAGUGAAUGGAUAGUAAGGCAUGCCAUGUAAAUUAUUUUAUAAUUGUAUAUGUCAAGCAUCUUUUGAAUAAAACUUCAUUGUUUCAGAAAAAAA
Molecule: messenger RNA, 9350 nt
Organism: Solea solea (common sole)
Lineage: Eukaryota; Metazoa; Chordata; Actinopteri; Pleuronectiformes; Soleidae
Gene: tulp4a
Product: TUB like protein 4a
Exons: 14
Coding region: 939-6545 (1868 amino acids)
Molecular function (GO): protein binding
Source: RefSeq, a predicted model, not a curated record